Messenger RNA from Betta splendens (Siamese fighting fish), 1175 nucleotides. It is a transcript of the gene tspan33b, whose product is annotated as tetraspanin 33b. NCBI's taxonomy places the organism in Eukaryota, Metazoa, Chordata, Actinopteri, Anabantiformes, Osphronemidae. The transcript is spliced from 8 exons. Gene Ontology annotation, cellular component: membrane. The record is from RefSeq and is a predicted model, not a curated record. The coding region runs from base 99 to 911 and encodes 270 amino acids.
CACUCACUGUGGACGUGCUGUGUGGGGCCAGAUCAGCGACCGAAGCUUAACUGGCUGCAGGUCCACACGCUGCACUGUCGAAAAAACCCCACCGGACGAUGGACAGGAAUCAGAACCUGAACCGAGCCGAGACCUUCUCCUUCAUCAACCCAUGGAUCCGCUAUUUUCUCUUCUUCUUCAGCUUCUUAUUUUGGGUUUUCUCCCUGCUGAUUAUUGCCAUCGGGGUCUAUGCAAAGAUCCAGAAAGCCACAGACACGGUGAGGGACACGUUCCUGGUGGACCCGGCCGUCGUCCUGAUCGUGGCGGGGGUGGUCAUGUUCUUCAUCACCUUCUGCGGCUGCAUCGGAGCCCUUCGGGAGAACAUCCGCCUCCUGAAGACAUUCUCCCUCAGCCUGACGUUGGUCUUCCUCACGCAGCUCGCCAUCGCGGUCCUGGGCUUCUUCUACUCCGAUCAGACUCGGGACGCUCUGGGGAAGUUUGUGAAGAAGGCCCUGGUGCACUACAGGGAUGACCUGGACCUGCAGAACCUGAUGGAUUACAUACAGAAGGAGUUCAAGUGUUGUGGGUGGAACAACUACACAGACUGGUCCUGGAACAUGUAUUUUAAUUGCACACCCGAGAACCCGAGCUCCGAGCGCUGCUCCGUCCCGUACUCCUGCUGCACGCCCGUUCCUGGAGAGGCGGUGAUUAACACCAUGUGCGGGUUCGGGGUGCAAACCCAGAAAUACGUGGAGGCGAACAAGCUCAUCUACCCCGUGGGCUGCGCGGACAGGGCGGUGACGUGGAUCGAGUCUCACCUGCUGCUCGUCGGGGCUCUGGCCCUGGGCCUGGCCUUGCCUCAGGUCGCAGGCAUCGUGCUGUCCCAGAUCCUGAUCUGUCAGAUCCAAGAUGAGAUUACCUCGGUGUCGUGAGAGGCGGCGGCGGGGGAGGAGGAGGAGGAGCGGGUUCUGCUCGGUUUCCACACGAGGACAGGAUUUCUACGGCUGCUGUUUGACACUUCCUACUGUUCAUGUGCUGCGUUUUGUCGUUACUUACGAUGGAAAGAGAUAAAAAAAAAACAAUCAUAUGCAAAGUGUAUAUUUAUUGCUUUUAAAAACAUUGAUUUUGUAUUGAAAUAUAGAUGAAGUACAGUAUUUAUGUAUGUGAUGUUUGCUAAUAAAUUGAAAAAAACCAAG